Messenger RNA from Biomphalaria glabrata, 888 nucleotides. Its product is annotated as protein SMIM7 homolog. The coding region runs from base 263 to 490 and encodes 75 amino acids. The transcript is spliced from 5 exons. NCBI's taxonomy places the organism in Eukaryota, Metazoa, Mollusca, Gastropoda, Planorbidae. The record is from RefSeq and is a predicted model, not a curated record.
UUGUUUACGCUACGCUGGCAGUACUCAGACAUUCUGUACUGUAGUUUAGACUGUAGUGCUACUAGAGAAGUGAAUGAUAAAUCUAGACUAGUAGAUCGUGUACUAAUCUACUAGAUCUAGUACUAACUUACUAUCUACUCAUCUUAGUCUUAGAUUAACUCGUCUAGAUUCACCAAUAUCUAAAUCAAAAGUUAUUAAAUCUAUUACUAGAACUUAGACUUAGACUUAGACUUAGAUCUAGAUCUAUAAUUAUAAUUAUAAAAUGAUUUCCGAUUUAAUACUCUUUGGAACCCUGAUGUUGAAUGCUGGAGCAGUGCUGAAUUUCAAACUGAAGCAGUCCAGAGAAGAUGAAGUUUACAUGCCAAAUGUGGACUCAACGCUAGGAAACAAAAUUCGUGAGUUUCUGCUUAGUCUGAGACAUUUGAGAAUUUUCAUAGCAGUCUAUAACAUUUUCAUCAUAUUUCUGAUGUUAGUAUUCUUUGGCCACUGAUGAUGAGACAUUCAUUAAAGAUUUUAUGACAUUAACAAAAGAUGUUAUGACAUUCACAAGCCCUUUACCAGCAGUUGUAUUUUUUUUUAAAGACUAAUAGUGAUAUGUGCUGGUUGCGUGAGUGUGUGAUGUUUCUUUUAAACCAAGUGUAGUUCAAUUAAAUGUAUUAUGUGUGGGAUGCAGUCAGCUGAUUGAUUGGACUGUCACAUUAAAAUGAAAGUUGUGUAUUGAAUGGAAAAUCUAGAAUGUCACAGAUUUGCUAAAGUAAAAUGGUUGUAUAGAUGUAUUUCAUUGAUUUCUUAUUUUCUAUGUUCAACUUAUCAUUCUCAGCAUACAGUGUAUUGUACCAGGUUCAAAAGUUUAGUUUAUUUUUAAUAUUAUUUCAAAGUAACAAUUUU